AUGGCUUCCAACAGUGUGUUUGCUGAGUUACUUAGAUCUUGUAAAUUGGAUGGUUCAAAUUUUACUGUCUGGAAGAGGAAGAUUAUGUUUCUCCUCACUGCUAAGAACAUUGAUUAUAUCAUUACUCAAUCUAAGCCUACCCAACCAUCUGACGAGGCAGAAGAUGAGGAAAAGGAAAGCUAUCGAGAGGAAAUUACUCAGUGGACUAAAGACAACAAAAUGGCUAGAGUGUUUAUGCUUGGAUCUAUGUCUGAUUCUCUAGCUGGAGAAUAUGAACCAGAGGAAUUAGCUCGCAAAAUAAUGAGGAGAUUGGAAAAGCACUUUGGGGAAGUUUCACUUAUCAAAGUUCUUAGCUUGGUGAAUCAGUUUUUGACUGCGAAGAUGACAGAAACCACUACUGUUAGUGCACAUCUAAAUAAAUUAUGUGUGCUAGUAGAGGAACUAAAGAAUGCUGGGUACCCUUUCCCUGAAGAAGUUCAAGUUAUGGUUGCUCUUAACUCUUUGCCAAACACUUGGGAACAAUUUAAAAUAUCCUUUUGUCAUACUGAGUGUGUGCUAAACAUGAGGACGCUAAGGCAUCAUCUACUAAUGGAAGAAGACAGGAAGUCCACACAAGGGAAAGAACGAAGGUCUCAACAUGGUGAACUACACCUUGGUGAGGAGAAGUCUUCAAGCAAGAGGAAUUGGCAAAAGAGGAAAUAUGGGACAGAUUUGAGGGAUAAAAUAAAUCAGAAGGGUGAUAGGAAUGAUUACAAUGGAAGAACCUCAAAUCAGAAGGUUGACAACAGGAAAUUUAACUGCCAUAAUUAUGGUGAACAAGGACACUUCAGAUCUGAGUGCACUAAGAAGAGGAAGCCAGAUGAUAAGGAGUAUAACAACAACCAGUCCAAGCAUCAGGAUAAUUGA
Triticum turgidum subsp. durum (durum wheat) is the source of this 906-nucleotide messenger RNA. NCBI's taxonomy places the organism in Eukaryota, Viridiplantae, Streptophyta, Magnoliopsida, Poales, Poaceae. The record is from the annotation of a GenBank genome assembly.